This is a messenger RNA of Aspergillus calidoustus, 2190 nucleotides long. The record is from the annotation of a GenBank genome assembly. NCBI's taxonomy places the organism in Eukaryota, Fungi, Ascomycota, Eurotiomycetes, Eurotiales, Aspergillaceae.
AUGCGUCGCGGAGGCAGACCAACGUUGAGGCAGGGCCUUGAUAAAGAGGUCUACCAAGUCGUCCGCAAGAUUCUCGAUGAUCAGGUCGAGAACCCCGACUUUCGUCUAACAGUCACUGUAAUAUACGAGUCAAUCAAGCGAUCGAAUUCCAGCCUGAAUCGAAAACCCAAAAGAAUUCUCGAAGACAGUAUUGAGCGGGUCGUCGAAGUUCUCAAAGCCGAUGUACUUGAAGAUGACACCGACUCGAUAGAUGGUGAUUUCGCCGGAAUUGAGGAGCAGCCAGCGCCUGAGUCGAAUAGCAUGAACAAAGCCCUUGUCGGCCAGUGGAAUACUGCUUCAAAACCCUCCAAGCCAGACACCAAUACCCCAGAAAGUGCUAUACCCGCGCCGACGUCGACGAAAAAGCGACACCAUGGAGGCGAGUCUCAGUCUUCCAAGCGACGCAAGGCAGAAAGUGCUGUCGACCGGUCACCUCCAACUCAUGUGAGCCUCUCGGAUCUAGGUGGGUUGGAUGAUGUGGUCCAGCAGCUCGGAGAUCUUGUCAUUCUCCCCAUGACACGUCCACAGGUGUAUCUAUCAUCAAAUGUACAGCCUCCUCGUGGUGUGCUACUACAUGGUCCGCCUGGGUGCGGUAAGACCAUGAUCGCAAAUGCCUUUGCAGCAGAACUUGGAGUACCAUUUAUCUCCAUCUCCGCCCCGUCUGUUGUUUCAGGCAUGUCGGGAGAGUCCGAAAAGGCCCUCCGAGAGCAUUUCGAAGAGGCAAAAAGACUAGCUCCUUGUCUUAUUUUUAUCGACGAAAUCGACGCUAUCACGCCCAAGCGAGAAAGCGCGCAAAGAGAAAUGGAGAAGAGAAUCGUUGCCCAGCUCCUCACAUGUAUGGACGAUUUGGCCCUGGAAAAGACAGACGGGAAGCCCGUCAUUGUCCUAGCAGCGACAAAUCGACCCGACAGCCUUGAUGCGGCGCUACGCCGAGGAGGCAGAUUCGACAAAGAGAUCAAUAUGACAGUACCAUCUGAACCCGUUCGCGAGCAGAUCCUUCGUGCACUUACUCGCAAAAUGCGUCUCGCGGAUGACAUCGACCUCAAGACACUAGCGAAAAGGACACCCGGCUUCGUAGGCGCCGAUCUUAAUGAUCUGGUUUCUACUGCCGGCUCAGCAGCAAUCAAGAGAUACUUGGAGAUCUUGAAGAACAACAGCGGCGAAGAAAUGGAUAUCGAAGAGGCAGACGAAAUCAGCCCUAAAGUCAAGGAGCUUCGACGGCUCAUCACUCACGCCAAGGAAACACCAAUCGGCAGCGAAGCAGAGGUCGUUCUCGUAUCAAACGCAGACUUCUUUACUGCCCUCCCCAAGAUCCAACCAUCCUCUAAACGUGAGGGCUUCGCAACCAUCCCCGACACAACAUGGGCAGACAUCGGCGCGCUUGGCGGUAUUCGCGACGAGCUGUCCACCGCGAUCGUCGAUCCAAUCAAGAACCCAGACCUCUACGCCAGUGUCGGUAUCACCGCCCCAACGGGCGUCCUCCUCUGGGGGCCCCCCGGUUGCGGUAAGACGCUCCUCGCAAAGGCCGUGGCCAACGAGUCGCGCGCAAACUUCAUCAGCGUCAAGGGUCCGGAGCUCCUCAAUAAAUACGUUGGUGAAUCCGAACGCGCCGUCCGCCAGGUCUUCGUCCGCGCUCGUUCCUCCGUUCCCUGCGUCAUCUUCUUCGAUGAAUUGGACGCCCUCGUUCCGCGCCGAGACGAUACCCUCUCCGAAGCCUCCGCACGCGUUGUUAAUACACUACUCACCGAACUCGACGGUCUCGGCAGUAGCCGUCAAGGUAUCUACGUGAUCGCAGCCACGAAUCGUCCGGACAUCAUCGACCCGGCCAUGCUGCGGCCAGGCCGCCUGGAAACCCUCCUCUUCGUGAACCUUCCCUCGCCCCUAGAACGCGCGGAGAUCCUGCAGACGCUCGUCCGCAAACUGCCCAUUGAGUUCAGUGAGGAUCUCAGGCGAUUAGCGGAGGAGUGUGAGGGGUUCAGCGGUGCGGAUUUGACCAGUCUGCUGCGGCGCGCUGGAUACAGUGCUAUCAAGAGGCGGGAUGCUAUCAAGUUUGAGGACUUUGUCGCUGCUAAGUCGUUUAUUCGGCCUAGUGUGACGGACUUGAAAAAAUAUGAGAGGUUGAGGAGGGAUUGGAGUGGUGGGGUUGUCUGA